GUUCUCUCAAGCCAGUGCAAACUUGCCUGCUAUAUUAUGCCUUACUCUGCCUACAACAGUGCUAAGUAAAAAGGCACUUUGAUAGGCACUUGUGUCUUUAUGAUGCAAUGUAAUUAUAUAUUUAUCACAAAAAAGCAUCGGUGAUGUUUAUAUAGUUAAUAUCUAGUAAUAAUAAGAACUAGUUAAAAACCCACUUUUAGCCAAAUGAGGCUGCAGAGAAGGGAGGAUCGAGGAUAAUAUCUAGCCAAUGAGGUUGGAUCAAGGAUAGUCAAACAUGGAGAGAUCAAGGAGCAUCAAGUCACGGUCUACUUAUGUUGGUUCUUUGGGAGGAACCUCUGUCAGAUCUAAGAAUAGUUCAGCUUCCAGUGAGGAUAAAACUAAGGUUGUGAAGGAUUGCUGUAGAUCUGUUGUAGAGUUCUUAUUCACACAGGUUGGAGUUGGUGCAUUAGUGGUGAGCUAUACUAUAGUUGGAGCAAUAGCAUUUCAGGCAAUUGAGACACAGAACAAGGAGGAUUUGAUAAAAGAGGUGGAAGAAUCCCGGAAAAGGAUUGUUGAAGAUCUUUGGAAUAUUACAAGCAUGUUCAACGUACUAUAUUCAAGUACCUGGGAGAGGCAUAUUCAGAUAAAGUUAUUAGAGCAUCAGAAAAGCAUGGUUGGGUAUAUACAAAGUGGGUACGAUGAACUUCGUGUAGAGGAUAGAUGGACUUUCCCUGCUGCGCUCAUGUUCACACUUUCUGUAAUUACAAUGAUUGGUUAUGGGAACAUGGUACCAAGAACAGAUUGGGGGAAGAUUGCCACCAUUAUUUAUGCAAUUAUUGGUAUCCCAGUAUACUUUUUAUACUUCAUGAACAUGGGUAAGGUGUUUGCUAACUGUUUUAAAUGGAUCUACCGUAGAAUACACGGGUGUACUGUUAGAAAGCAAAUAGAUUACAGUACAAUGGAAGAUGAUGAGGUAUUUAAGCAAGAACAGAUAAUGAUUCCGUCUACAGCAUGUAUCUGGGUUCUCUUGGUUUACUUGUUCACGGGAACAAUCAUGUUUGCAGAAUGGGAGGGAUGGAAUUAUCUGGAUAGUGUCUACUUUUGUGUAACAUCUCUAUGCAAGAUAGGUUUGGGGGAUUUUGUGCCGGGCACAAAUUUCGCUGGAGAAACGGAGAAAAUGAACAAGGCUAAACUAAUCAUAAACUUUGUUUAUCUGCUAGUUGGAAUGGGAGUUAUAGCAAUGAACUAUUAUCUUCUCAAGGAGGAGGUGGUGCUAAGGAUUGAACGAAUGAAACGGAAAGUGACAGAAUAUUGUCGCUACAGAGACAAAUAAAAAUGUUGUCAUUUAUAAAUUAGAUUUUAUUGUAUUUAUAAAAUCAUGUCUGUGGAAUUAGUAUUUUUGUCAAAAAUGGUUUAGAAUUAAGUUCAAUAGAAAAGAAAAGCAUUUCACAUAAAGCUCAAAUCUAAAAUUUCAAAUAAAGAAAUUGAGUUCUUGCCAAAAAUUCUAAUAUUCAAAUGGUAUGUAUA
Eurytemora carolleeae is the source of this 1506-nucleotide messenger RNA. Its product is annotated as two pore potassium channel protein sup-9. The coding region runs from base 275 to 1312 and encodes 345 amino acids. Gene Ontology annotation, cellular component: membrane. The transcript is spliced from 17 exons. Gene Ontology annotation, biological process: potassium ion transmembrane transport; stabilization of membrane potential. The record is from RefSeq and is a predicted model, not a curated record. Gene Ontology annotation, molecular function: potassium ion leak channel activity. Lineage: Eukaryota; Metazoa; Arthropoda; Copepoda; Calanoida; Temoridae.